Molecule: messenger RNA, 237 nt
Organism: Entrophospora sp. SA101
Lineage: Eukaryota; Fungi; Glomeromycota; Glomeromycetes; Entrophosporales; Entrophosporaceae
Source: the annotation of a GenBank genome assembly
AUGAACAAUUUAGCAAAGAAACCAAUCAUGGUACCAUUGAUAAAACCAUUACCACCUAAGAGCAGCCCAUGUACACUUGAAAAUAAUGGAGAAGACUUAAAACUUCUUGCGGUAAUUUAUGGUGCUCUUGAUCCACCAAAAAACGAAGGCGGCAUUGGUAAUAAUGGAUCUAUCAGAUCGAUAUUAUCAUCUAAUGAUGGCAAUGGCAGUGAUGGUGAUGCAGGAAUAAAUGAUUAA